Bemisia tabaci is the source of this 4105-nucleotide messenger RNA. RefSeq names its product dihydroorotate dehydrogenase 2 (gene Dhod). The record is from RefSeq and is a predicted model, not a curated record. Gene Ontology annotation, cellular component: mitochondrial inner membrane; cytoplasm. Gene Ontology annotation, biological process: pyrimidine ribonucleotide biosynthetic process; 'de novo' pyrimidine nucleobase biosynthetic process. NCBI's taxonomy places the organism in Eukaryota, Metazoa, Arthropoda, Insecta, Hemiptera, Aleyrodidae. Gene Ontology annotation, molecular function: dihydroorotate dehydrogenase activity.
UAUCACAACAUCAACAAUCAACAUAACCUAUUCGCACCCCGGUCCAUCUGUCUCUUUGUAAUUUUCAAUAUUUUAUUUAAUUUUGAGAACUCUAGUUUUUUAAGCAUUGAAUUCAUUUUUUUUUUCAAGAAAUAAUGUGUGUCCUAAUAGGCUAACCUAGCCUGUAACCAAGAAAGGAACUAUACCCUCCACGCAUGUUGAUGUUUUAUUCUUGACGCUCUCUCAGAUCUGCAUGGUUGGAAAAAUUUGAGGAAUUAAUUCUCAUCGCUAUCUCAGAGGAUUCAAACUUUUCCCGUCUCAAGUUUUUUUAUGAACCGUUUGCUCACUGUUCAACAUGGCAAGUCGAGGAAGGAUUAUUUUUGAAAAAUUAAGAGCCCUUGCCAUUGUUUCAACUGGCGGAUUUACCACUUUUUCUGCUCUCAACAUCUACAAUGAGAAUGAAAAGUAUUACGAAAACUUCAUCGUACCUUUAAUGCACAAAGUCUCUCCUGAAACUGCGCACAAUUUAACAAUCAAAGCCUUGAAAUAUGGACUCAUUCCAAAGUCAAAAUUUGUUGACCCACCUUCUCUGGUAACGGGUGUGUGGAAUUUGACAUUCCACAAUCCUGUGGGUAUAGCGGCUGGCUUUGACAAACAAGGUGACGCUAUUCAAGGACUGUUUGACAUAGGGUUUGGUAUUGUUGAAGUUGGGUCUGUUACACCUUUACCCCAACCAGGAAAUGAGAAACCUCGGGUAUUUCGUCUGGCAGUAGAUGAAGCAAUCAUAAAUAGGUAUGGAUUUAAUAGUGAGGGCCAUGAAGCUGUCUACAAAAGAAUCCUAGAAUUCAAGGCAAAGAGUAAAUCUCGUGGUUGUCUUGGCGUUAACCUCGGUAAAAACAAAACUUCAGAAAGCCUAAUUUCUGAUUAUGUCCUUGGCGUUCAAAAAUUUGGAGAAGUUGCAGACUAUCUAGUUAUAAAUGUAUCAAGUCCCAACACUCCAGGCCUGAGAAACUGGCAGAGUAAAUCAAAUUUGAAGCAACUCCUACAGGAAGUUGUCACAACUCGCAAUAAUCUAGCUUUUCUACCACAUCCACCAUUACUCUUGAAAUUAUCAGCAGAUCUUUCAUAUGAUGAAUGCAAAGAUAUUGUAGAAGUUAUCAAUGACCCUAAGUGUAAAGUAGAUGGUCUAAUAAUAUCCAAUACAAGCAUUCAAAGGCCAGCCACACUCAAUGGUGAUCACGUAGAAGAGACGGGAGGAUUAAGUGGCAAACCAAUUGCAAAUAUGUCAACAAGUUUAAUCAAAACAUUCUACAAGUUGACCAAAGGGAAAGUUCCAAUUGUUGGUGUUGGCGGAAUAUCUUCUGGUCAAGAUGCAUAUGAAAAAAUCAAAGCUGGUGCUAGUUUGGUGCAAAUUUACUCUACGCUGGUGUACCAUGGCCCCCCGGUUGUCACCAAAAUAAAGAGAGAAUUAGAUGAAUGCUUAAGGAGAGAUGGCUUUAAAUCUGUUGCCGAAGCUGUUGGAAAAGAUGCAAGGUGAUAAUCUGAGACUUUACUCCGAUACUUUGAACACCUACUUGUCUUUUAAAAACCUCUUGAAUAGCACAUAAAAUAUCACAAAGUAAGAAUAGUUUUUAAACAUCAUCACUCGUCACACCGACCUGACAAGCAAACUCUGAUGUCUCAGGACCUUGAUCAUGCCAGGUGGAAAAGAACUCUUCGCUUCAUAGUACUUUCACUGAAAUCGGGUAAUAGAUUUAUAUUUAGAGCAUCACUACAAACGAUUUCUGAAGUAACCAUACUGUUGAUACUGUCCUCUUUAUAUCUUACGUCAGAAUCAUGAGCAAUUUUUCAAAUCUUUUUUUUUUCAUUUUUAACAAAAAGGAUGUAGAAAAAAGGAAACCUCCCUUGUGCCUGAUGACAAAAUUGAAGUGGACUAAGACAAGAUGGAGAGUGAUAAUUUUGUAUCCGGUAUCCUUCUUUGCUCAACUUUACAUAAUUCAUUUAAUUUUGCCGCAAUUUUAUCAUCAAGACAGAAGUGAUAUGCUUACUUAAGAUUUUAGAACAUUUUUAUUUUUUUAAGAUUCACGGCCUUUGAAGCUUUCCUGAAACUUUCUCCCAAAAUUAUAAUUCAUAAAUGGGUCAGCAAUAUCCAGUUUUGCAAAUUUCUUUUCAGAAAGUACGGUGUGUACUUGACCGUCGGAGUUUAAUCAGCCUCUUCUCCCCUUGUAAAUGAAUGUAUGGGUUUUCGCUGCCCCAUCGAAUAAUAAUUCUAUUAGCAUAAGUCUAAUCAUAUUCUUCUUGAUGCUGCAACUCAAGUUUGGCAACAAAUAAGUAAAGACCCCACUGAGACUAAUUUUCACCGAAAUUUUGUUCCAAAAUUUUCUACUUUAACAUAUUAGUAUACGUAAGCUUUGUUGUUUUCAUUUUUUUCUCUUUUAUUUUCUUUUGCCACAAAUGUGGAAUUCAUCCAAUGACUCAAACAUGAGUGGAUGACAAGAAGGAAAAAUUGUUGUCACCUUUCAAAAUUCACUAUAGAUGCAUUAAUUCUUAACGUAAAAUUGUUCACAAGUAAUGAAUCUCUGAGUAAAUAAUUGAAUUAAGGUAUAUUUUACUCCUGCGGUGCCUUUUUAUCCCCUAGUCAAGUUUGUCUUUUUGAUAUGGUCAAAUUAAAAGUAUUAUUGUUUCCGUAGUAUUAUUAAGAUUAUUUUGAAGCUCCAUGUUCAAAUACAUUCUUUGAGAAUAUAGUAAGGCCUUGUUUUGGCAUUUUUUCGGUUACUUGCAGGAUGUCUAUCGUUUUCACAAUUGUCUCCAAUUAAAAGCAAACUUUGUUUAUAUUUCUCUAUCAAAAUCAUAACAGUUUCUCAAACUGUUCAAAACAUGCUGCAGUACAGUAUGGAACAAUUGAGAUAAAUGUAACAACUACAGUACUCUCUAGUUGUAACAAAUUGGCAAGGGACGGGGCGAUUCCUUCGCACAAGAGAGAUUUUCAUUAUAAUUAGUGUCGUUAUAGCGAGAGAACACUGUAGUAAUGAAGCUAUAAGCUGGUUUUAGUUAGUAACUAAGCUGUUGUACAUGCUUUUUUAGCUUCAAUCAAAUGUUAAUGGUAAUCAAUAGAUUAUAGCAAGGAAGAAGAGAAUAAGUUUACACCAGCAUUAUUUUAAGUGUGAGUAGUAGCCAUUAAGAGUUUUUAGAUUCAGAUUUCACAUAAAUGUAUGCUCAAUCAAUUCUCUGAAACUUAGAACUCUUGUACUGUACUACCACAUACUUUUGCCUCUCUUGUCAAGUAUUUAAAAAAAUAUCUCUGAUAAGAUUAGGAUUACAUUGCUGAAGAGGAAGAUUUUUUUCAAAAAUUGCAAGUCACUUUCUUGCAGUAAGUCAAGAAUAUUUCAGUUUUUAGAGGUUUUUUUUUCUUGCAAUAUUAUUUUAGGUUUUUUAUGAUUUUAGAUUGCUCAUUUAUUUUACUCAUUUUACUUUGUGCAUUUCGGUUAUAUUCAGGAAAAAUCAUUCACAAAUGUAAUGUUUUUUCCGAUAGUACUCUGAGGUUUCUCUGUCUAAGAACAAUGGAAUUUGUCAUGCCUGUUAAUCUUUUUUCAGUUUUUUACACAAUUAAAUCAUUGUGAAACAUUCAACCAAGUGCCAAACAGUCAGUUAAAAGUAUUUUUUUUCUAUCAGUUGUUUGUUUUUUUAUAAUUUCAUGCAUACACCUCUGACCGGCUCUAGUUGAAAAGAAGCACACUUAAUUAGUAUUGUAGAAUUAUCGUAAGAAAUCAUUGUCAAAUGCUCAAAAAGAUGCCAACCAGCAAAUCUCAUUUCAUUUCAAGUCAUGGCUAUCUAAGUGUCUAUGAUGGCACUGAAAAGUUUUACUGUGAGAAUUUUUUUCCGAAAAAAUGUUACUUUUCAGCAAAGAAUGGUGACCAUCAGAAUUCUUUUUCUUACACUUCUCAUGACAGAAGCAAUCAAUGCCAUCUUUUUUUCCUUUUUUCUUUUUAUAAAAAAAAAAUUGAAUGAUAGCUGCUCUCAGGUAUAAUAUUAAAUAGAAACCACCUUGUCAAUCGAAAAUCAUAGAAUUAUCUCACCAAUCAUGUAUUACCAUCUCUGAAUAAAGCUCUUGAUUGUUACUUUUUGA